Messenger RNA from Closterium sp. NIES-67, 836 nucleotides. The record is from the annotation of a GenBank genome assembly. Lineage: Eukaryota; Viridiplantae; Streptophyta; Zygnematophyceae; Desmidiales; Closteriaceae.
UCCAUCCUUACCGAUUUCCCCUUCGCCUACAGCUAUCGCUCUGAAGCAGUCCAUUCGGCACCAGUUUCCAGUCUCAACAUAUUUACGCUAAAAUCACUGGGGCCUCGAAUAGCGGCUCGUCUCGCCCAUUGAUUUCAACGGCGUAGGUUCUCUGCAAUGGCUUGCUCACUAUCCGUUGCCUCCACGACUCUGGUGGCUCAUACCCAGUCACCAGUCACAGGCUUUCGGCAAGCUGUUGCGUCGUCAUCUACGCUUCGGUCGUUCCCGUCUACUCGACGUGCUGCUCCCUUGUUGAAGCGUGGUGUUCGUGCAGAGGUCGCCGUUCAAUUGGGUGGCGGGUCUGCUAGCGAGCAUAACAAGGUAGCAGUGGGCGACAAGGUGCGGGUGUCCCAGUCCGUGAAGGUCUUCCAUGUGCCAGGGGUGAAGGAGUUGGAUUUGGAAGGGACAGAGGGGAUUGUGAAGGACGUCCUUGGCGUGUAUAAGGGGACGCCAGUGUCCGCGAACUUGCCGUACAAGGUGGCGUUCGAGACUGAGGUUAAUGGUGCCAAGAAGAAGUUCUUCGUUCAUUUCAAGGAUGACGAGAUUGAGUUGUCGUAAACUAUACUGCUGAGUGUGAUUAUUGCCCCCCCCCCCCCUCCCUUUCCCUCCGCUUGUAAACCUUCUGUCAAUUAUACCGCGCGGUUUUUCUGGUUUGAACAUCAGUCUACCGUCUCCGUGGUUUGCCAUGGGUGGGAAAGGAGGGGAGCCAGCAGAGAAAACAAGAGGCGACGAGAUCGUCUUAGGUUGCGGAGCAUUUCAUGAAAAUACUUAAUUAUACAUAAAAUGUUUUAUUUCCA